UUGGGUGGAAGCGAUCACUGAGUGGCGGCGGCUGCUGAUUGUGUUCCAAGGGUCGGAGCGGGGUGGACGUUUGUUCUACCGGAACAGCUUAGCUCACUCCUUCCCUUCCAUAACCCGUGGCGCGGAGAGUCGGGGCGGCGGCUGCGUCAGCAAGGGCGGUGGCGGCGGCGGCAGCUGCAGUGACAUGUCCAGCAUGAAUCCCGAAUAUGAUUAUUUAUUCAAGUUACUUCUGAUUGGCGAUUCUGGAGUUGGAAAGUCUUGCCUCCUCCUUAGGUUUGCAGAUGAUACAUACACGGAAAGCUAUAUCAGCACAAUUGGUGUGGAUUUCAAGAUACGAACUAUAGAGUUAGACGGGAAAACAAUCAAACUUCAGAUAUGGGACACAGCAGGCCAGGAACGAUUUCGAACAAUCACCUCCAGUUACUACAGAGGAGCCCAUGGCAUCAUAGUUGUGUAUGAUGUGACAGAUCAGGAGUCCUUUAAUAAUGUUAAACAGUGGCUGCAGGAGAUAGAUCGCUAUGCCAGUGAAAAUGUCAACAAGUUGUUGGUAGGGAACAAAUGUGACCUGACCACAAAGAAAGUAGUAGACUACACAACAGCAAAGGAAUUUGCCGAUUCCCUUGGAAUUCCAUUUUUGGAAACCAGUGCUAAGAAUGCAAAGAAUGUAGAACAGUCUUUCAUGACGAUGGCCGCUGAGAUUAAAAAGCGAAUGGGUCCUGGAGCAACAGCUGGUGGUGCAGAGAAGUCCAAUGUUAAAAUCCAGAGCACUCCAGUCAAGCAGUCAGGUGGAGGUUGCUGCUAAAAUUUGCCUCCGUCCUUUUCUCACAGCAAUGAAUUCGCAAUCUGAACCCAAGUGAAAAACAAAAUUGCUUGAAUUGUACUGUAUGUAGCUGCACUACAACAGAUUCUUACCGUUUCCACAAGGUCAGAGAUUGUAAAUGGUCAAUACUGACUUUUUUUUUAUUCCCUUGACUCAAGACAGCUAACUUCAUUUUCAGAACUGUUUUAAACCUUUGUGUGCUGGUUCAUAAAAUAAUGUGUGUAAUCCUUGUUGCUUUCCUGAUACCAGAUUGUUUCCCGUGGUUGGUUAGAAUUUAUUUUGUUUUGAUGUUUAUAUUGGCAUGUUUUAGAUGUUGGGUUUAGUCUUCUGAAGAUGAAGUUCAGCCAUUUUGUAUCAAACAGCACAACCAGUGUCUGUAAAUUUCCAUGCAUAAAGUUUAGUGAGAUGUUCUAUGUAAGAUCUGAUUUGCUAGUUCUUCCUUGUAGAGUUAUAAAUGGAAAGAUUACACUAUCUGAUCAAUAGUUUCUUCAUACUCUGCAUAUAAUUUGUGGCUGCAGAAUAUUGUAAUUUGUUGCACACUAUGUAACAAAACUAAAGAUAUGUUUAAUAA
This is a messenger RNA of Chionomys nivalis (European snow vole), 1391 nucleotides long. Its product is annotated as ras-related protein Rab-1A-like. The record is from RefSeq and is a predicted model, not a curated record. The coding region runs from base 185 to 802 and encodes 205 amino acids. The transcript has a single exon. Gene Ontology annotation, molecular function: GTPase activity; GTP binding. NCBI's taxonomy places the organism in Eukaryota, Metazoa, Chordata, Mammalia, Rodentia, Cricetidae.